Messenger RNA from Pectinophora gossypiella (pink bollworm), 1467 nucleotides. RefSeq lists its product as uncharacterized. The record is from RefSeq and is a predicted model, not a curated record. The transcript has a single exon. Lineage: Eukaryota; Metazoa; Arthropoda; Insecta; Lepidoptera; Gelechiidae. Gene Ontology annotation, molecular function: beta-ureidopropionase activity. Bases 129 to 1292 code for a protein of 387 amino acids.
UCAUUUUUUAUCACGUACAUCCGUACAUAGUACUAUCUUGUUGUUUUUACGCUGAGUAAUUAGGUAGGUACGCAGUUUUAAAUUAAGUAAUUCUCCAUUUCUCCGAGUUUUAAUUCAUUCAUAAUAAAAUGGCAGCUUCAUCUCAACUCGAAAGUUUGGAUAAACUGAUAACAAACUCUUUAUCAGGCGAGAACUUGAAGGAGUAUAAUAGAAUCCACUACGGAAGGACUGAUCACAAUGAAAUCAAGAUAUCGAAGGCUACAGAGGAGUUGGCUAAGAUUCACAAUUUCGAAGUUGCUGCUUAUGACUUUCCAUCAGCUAUAGAAGAAACACGAAGCCCGCGAAUCGUAAGAGUAGGAGUAAUUCAAAAUUCUAUUGCUAUUGCUACUGAUGAACUUUUGGUGAAUCAAAGACAGGCGAUAUUUGAUAAAAUUCGACGAAUUAUUAACGCUGCUGCUAAUGAGGGGGUCAAUGUUCUCUGCCUACAGGAGGCUUGGAGCAUGCCAUUUGCAUUCUGUACGAGAGAGAAAUAUCCUUGGUGUCAAUUUGCAGAACCAGCUGAAAAUGGACCUAGUUCUGCAUUUUUAAAAGAACUGGCUGCUAAAUAUAACAUGGUAAUUAUCUCACCAAUAUUGGAGAGGGAUGAAGUCCAUGGAGACACUAUUUGGAACACCGCUGUUGUCAUAAAUGAAAAAGGCAAGGUGAUUGGAAAGCACAGGAAGAAUCAUAUCCCUAGAGUAGGUGACUUCAAUGAGUCUACAUACUACUUUGAAGGCAAUACUGGCCAUCCUGUAUUUGAUACUAAAUAUGGGCGCAUUGCAAUCAACAUUUGCUAUGGUCGUCACCACCCUCAGAAUUGGAUGAUGUUUGGGAUUAAUGGAGCAGAGAUAGUUUUUAAUCCAUCUGCUACAGUUAGCGGGUUGAGUGAGCAUCUGUGGGCAGUGGAGGCCCGCAAUGCUGCUGUUGCUAACAGUUACUUUACUGUGGCUAUAAAUAGAGUAGGAACAGAAAGUUUCCCAAAUGAAUUCACGUCGGGAGACGGAAAGCCUGCUCAUAAGAACUUUGGUCACUUCUAUGGGUCUAGCUACUUGACAGCUCCUGAUGGGACCAGAACUCCAGGACUGUCAAGAGUGAAAGAUGGUCUUUUGAUUGCUGAAAUUGACUUGAAUCUCUGUCGUCAAAUCAAAGACAAGUGGGGCUUCACAAUGACCCAGAGGUUAGACCUCUAUGCGGAGAGCCUGGCCAAAGCUGUGAAGCUUGACUAUGAACCUCAAAUUGUCAGAAAUAAUUGAUCACUUACUAAUAUUAUACAUACUUGAAUCGAUUUAUAUUAAUAUAUUGUAAAGUGUUAUUCACUUUAAGAGAAGCCAUUAUUUUCUAAUCAUUUUUACAGACUUAUUGCAUUUCUAUACACAUGUUUGUUUAUAUUUUGUUAUAUUUUAAUAAAGGUACAUUUUAUCAGAUAAA